AUGGAAGCGGUGACUACAAAGAUGCACUGGGAGAUAGUGACUUACACCUGGGAAGUCAAAGACUUCCUCGACCUACGAGAAAUGGCCCAGAACGAACUAACUGACGGAUGCACCCGCCUGGAAAGCACAACAUUUCACGACUUCGCGUUAUGGCUUUUUCCAAACGGACAGAAGCAGCAUAGCUCCGUUAACAGUAUCGAUAUAUCUCUUAUGUAUCGAGGUUCCAAGGAUUUUGUCGUAGCGAAGUGGUCAGCCUGUUUUCUUGAUGAGGAAGACCAGCCAGUUCCGCGGACGCGCUUAGGCGACCCCCUAAAAAAGUAUUUCAGAGGUGGAGACGGCCGCAGGUUCUCCUACUCCCCCAGCGACGCAAGCAUACAGAAGUGGCUAGUUGAUGGUGCUCUCCGCGUGAGGUGUGAGAUACAAAUAGCUAUGGAACUCACAUCCUCAAGACCCCUGAGAGACGCCAGCAAGGCGGCAUCCAGUUCUUUCAAGCAAGACAUAGUCAAGUACUGCGAGAGAGAUCAAACUCGAGACAUUUCCGUUGUCUGUGGGAAGGAAGCUUAUCGAGCCUCUCGUUUCAUGCUUGCCGCCCGGUCAGAGGUGCUCCAGGCGAUGCUGGAAGGCAGAUUCAAAGAGGCAACAGAAUCGGAGAUCAAGUUUGAAGACCUGCCUCCGCAUAUCACCAAGCAAAUGCUUGAUUUCAUUCAUUACGAUCGCUGCUCGUUAUUGGAAGGUUCAAAUAAAGCAUGCAAGAACGUCAACAAAAUAAAAAAAAUCAAUGAUAUCUUGCUGCUUUUCGCUGCCGCGGACAAGUACGAUAUAAAGGGCCUCGGAGAUUUAUGCCAGGACGCUUUGAUUCAAAGCAUGGAUCAUCACACUAUCGCUGAUAUUAUGGUUUUUGCCGAGCAGAUCAGUUCGCAGAAGCUGCUACAAGCGGGGCAAAACUACUUGCAACAUACCAACGCGUGGACUCUGUGGCAAGCUCUACGAGGCUCUGCUUCAACUGCUCCCUUUCCCGUACCUGCCACUUUCCGUCUUAUGGAAGCACCGUCAAAGGAGAUGAAGCAAGUGUGA
This is a messenger RNA of Besnoitia besnoiti, 1074 nucleotides long. Its product is annotated as BTB/POZ domain-containing protein. Bases 1 to 1074 code for a protein of 357 amino acids. The transcript has 7 exons. The record is from RefSeq and is a predicted model, not a curated record. Gene Ontology annotation, biological process: regulation of proteolysis; proteasome-mediated ubiquitin-dependent protein catabolic process. NCBI's taxonomy places the organism in Eukaryota, Apicomplexa, Conoidasida, Eucoccidiorida, Sarcocystidae. Gene Ontology annotation, cellular component: cytoplasm. Gene Ontology annotation, molecular function: ubiquitin protein ligase binding.